Molecule: messenger RNA, 723 nt
Organism: Penicillium atrosanguineum
Lineage: Eukaryota; Fungi; Ascomycota; Eurotiomycetes; Eurotiales; Aspergillaceae
Product: PWI domain-containing protein
Exons: 4
Coding region: 1-723 (240 amino acids)
Biological process (GO): mRNA processing; regulation of mRNA splicing, via spliceosome
Cellular component (GO): spliceosomal complex
Molecular function (GO): RNA binding
Source: RefSeq, a predicted model, not a curated record
AUGACCAAGGUGAACAUUGAAGUGAUGAAAAAAUGGAUCGCUAGUCGUAUCUCUGAGAUUCUUGGAGAUGAGGACGAUAUCGUCAUCGAGCUGUGCUUCAACAUCUUGGAAGGCUCUCGCUAUCCGAAUGUGAAGGAACUCCAAAUCCAACUCACUGGUUUCCUCGACAAAGAUACCUCCAAGUUCUGCAAAGAACUCUGGUCACUGUGCCUGAGCGGUCAAGAGAACCCGCAGGGCGUUCCAAAGGAGCUUCUGGAAGCCAAGAAGCUUGAACUUAUACAAGAAAAGGCAAGCUACACUGACCUCCGAACGAACAAGCUCGCAGACGCGGCGGCGGCGGCCGUGGAGGUCGUGACUAUGGCCGACGAGACUUCUCACGGUCACCACCGCCUCGUAACCGAAGCCGAAGUCGUGAUCGAUACCGUGAACCCCCAUCUCGCCGCGAAUUCGAUUCUUACGUCCCGUCUAGCUCCAACAGAGGCCGGCCAACCCGUUCUCCCUCCUACUCACGCUCUCCAAACCGCUCACGAUCCCGCUCCCCUCGUCGACCCCGUCAUGACCGCCGCAGAUCCCGCUCUAGGUCCCCACGGCGAGGCCGCAGAGAAGAAAAGAGACGCAGCCCGGACUACGGUGAUCGCAACCGAUCCAAUUCCCGUGAUUCACCACGCUCACCUACUCCCAGACGAGACCGAAGCAGACCGCGUUCCGUCUCCCGCAGUGUGA